AUGAAGACUCUCGUAGGGCUCUCGUGGCUCUCAGCUCUGUCUUCGUUGGCAACUCUACCCAAUGGAUCUGGUGUCAAUGCUCAAAACAACACACCCAGUGCAUGGCCUCUACACGACAACGGCCUGAACGAUGUCGUACAAUGGGACCAUUACUCCUUCAAGGUCAAUGGAAAGCGCCUAUUCGUAUUUAGUGGAGAGAUUCACUACUGGCGCAUUCCAGUCUACGAGGUCUGGGAAGAUCUAUUGGAGAAGAUCAAGGCGGCGGGAUUCACGGCGUUCGCAUUCUACGGCAACUGGGCUUACCACAGUGCUAACAACCAGACGUUGGACUUCGAGAGCGGCGCUCAUGACUUCACGAAGCUCUUUGAGAUUGCGGAACGCGUCGGUCUGUAUGUCAUCACAAGGCCGGGACCGUAUGUAAACGCUGAAGCCAAUGCCGGAGGCUUUCCACUGUGGCUCACGACAGGAGCCUACGGUAAGCUAAGAGACGACGACCCAAGAUAUCUCCAGGCUUUGGACCCCUACUUCGCCAAGUUCUCCGAACUCACCUCCAAGCAUCUGGUGACCAAGGGUGGCAACGCACUGGUCUACCAGAUCGAAAAUGAGUACGGCGAGCAAUGGAACGACCGUGAUGAGAAGAUCCCCAACGAUGCUGCCGGACGAUACAUGCAGGCGCUGGAAGACUCCGCACGAGCUAAUGGCAUUGAUGUCCCUCUCAUCCACAACGACCCGAACAUGAACACCAAGAGCUGGAGUAAAGACUAUGCACCUGGCGCUGUCGGCAACGUCGAUGUUGCUGGCUUGGACAGUUACCCGUCGUGCUGGUCAUGCAACCUGGAUGAGUGCACUGGUACUAACGGAGAAUACGUAGCCUACCAGGUCAUCGACUACUACGACCAUUUCGUGGAGGUAUCCCCUACCCAGCCGAGCUUCUUCCCCGAGUUCCAGGGUGGCUCUUACAACCCAUGGGGUGGACCUGAGGGAGGCUGCCCUGCUGAUAUCGGAGCAGACUUCGCCAACUUGUUCUACCGCAACCUCAUCUCGCAGCGCGUGACAGCCGUGUCGCUGUACAUGAUGUUCGGAGGUACCAACUGGGGUGCUUUGGCUGCUCCGGUCACCGCUACAUCCUACGACUACAGCAGUCCUAUCAGCGAGAACCGCGAGAUCGGCGCCAAGUUCUACGAGACCAAAAACUUGGCUAUGUUCACCCGUGUUGCUGAUGAUCUUACCGUCACCAACCGUCUCGGCAACUCAAGCUCAUACUCCACAAAUCCGGCGGUUGAGGCUAGCGAGCUCCGCAACCCCCUCACCAACGCUGCCUUCUACGUCACGAUUCACUCCACGUCUUCGUCUGCCACCAAGGAGUCGUUCAAGCUCCAUGUUAGCACUUCCGUCGGAAACCUGACUAUUCCUCAGCAUGCCGGUUCGGUUGUUCUCGACGGUCAUCAGUCCAAGAUCUUGGUCGCCGACUUCGCCAUGGGCAACAACACUUUGACCUACUCUACUGCUGAGGUUCUCACAUACGCCAUGGUCGACCACAAGCCAGUCGUAGUGCUGUCGACUGGUGUCGGAGAGUCUGUUGAAUUCCACGUCAAGGGUGCUACAAAGGGCUCUCUAGUCAGUAGCGGAACCAGCUCGAACGCAACUUUCCAUGCCGAAGCUCACGGUCUUACGACCAACAUCCAGAAGGCUUCCGGCAUGAACGUGUAUCAGUUUGACAACGGUGUAAAGGUUGUUGUCGCUGACAAGCCCACUGCAUACCUCUUCUGGGCCCCUAAUCUCUCAAACGAUCCCUUCGCACCGGUCGAUCAAUCCGUGCUAGUCCAGGGCCCGUACCUCGUCCGCAGUGUAUCUCUGGAUGCUGAUUGUCUCGCUCUCAAGGGUGACAUCAUGAACAGCACUGACAUCGAAGUAUUUGCCACUGGCAGUGCGAAGACGCUUUCUUGGAACGGAAAAGAGCUGGCCACCUCACGCACAUCGUAUGGUAGUUUGAAGGCGCACGUCGCUGCGUUCAACGGUACCAUCAGCCUCCCCUCCCUGGACAACUGGAAGAUGAACGAAGGACUCCCAGAGAAGAUGCCUGAGUACGAUGACAGCGGUGCCGCAUGGGUUGUCGCUGAUCACACUACCACCCCCAACCCUACCAAGCCCGACACCCUGCCUGUUCUCUACGUUGACGAGUACGGCUUCCACAACAGCUUCCAUCUCUUCCGCGGCUACUUCGAAGGUGCGGCCACUGGCGUGCAGCUUUCCGUUCAGGGUGGUCUUGCCUUCGGCUGGAGUGCAUGGUUGAACGGUGAGUUGGUCGGAUCGUGGUUGGGCAACACUACCCUAGGCGUUGGCAACAUGACACUGUCCUUCGCCAACGCCACUCUUCACGAGAACAGCACCAACGUGUUGCUUGUCGCACAGGACAACACCGGUCACGAUCUGCGCGGAGAUGCUACCGACCCCCGCGGUAUCCUCCGUGCCACUCUCGAAGGCGCAGAGUUCACAUCCUGGAAGAUCGCCGGUGAAGCCGGUGGCGAAGAUGCGUUACUUGACCCUGUACGCGGUCCUCUUGCUGAAGGUGGUCUCACAGCCGAGCGUCUCGGAUGGCAUCUCCCCGGUUUCGACGAUUCUGAAUGGGCAUCUGGCUCACCAUCCACUGGCUUCGAAGGCGCAGACAUCAAGUUCUACCGCACGACCAUCCCUCUUGACGUACCCGCUGAAGUCGAUGCUUCUUUCGCUUUCGUCCUCAAUGCCGUCGGCUCGAAGACCAUCCGUGCGCAGCUCUUCGUCAAUGGUUACCAAUACGCGCGCUUCAACCCGUACGUCGGCAACGAAGUCAAGUUCCCCGUCCCACCGGGUAUUCUCAACUACUCUGGCGACAAUGUGAUUGGUUUGAGUGUGUGGGCGCAGUCAGAGGAGGGCGCACAGGUUGAUGUGCAGCUUGUGCAAGAGUAUGCUAUUGAGAGUAGCUGGAGCUCGAAUUUUGACUCUGAGUACUUGAGGCCAGGAUGGACGGAAGAGAGGCUAGCUUAUGCUUGA
This is a messenger RNA of Alternaria novae-zelandiae, 3030 nucleotides long. RefSeq lists its product as uncharacterized. Bases 1 to 3030 code for a protein of 1009 amino acids. Gene Ontology annotation, biological process: carbohydrate metabolic process. Gene Ontology annotation, molecular function: beta-galactosidase activity. Lineage: Eukaryota; Fungi; Ascomycota; Dothideomycetes; Pleosporales; Pleosporaceae. The transcript is spliced from 2 exons. Gene Ontology annotation, cellular component: vacuole. The record is from RefSeq and is a predicted model, not a curated record.